AAGAUUAGCUCCUGAUGAAGCGCGGGUGGGGGUCUGCGCGGUCACGCGGUGGUCACGUGCCCCAGCAGCGCAGGCCCGCGGACAGCAGCAGGAUCCGAGACAGCAGCGCUAUAAACUCGCUCUUCUGACGCCCGCACGCGCAGGAUUCCCCGACGCUGAUUGGCCGGCGGCGCCUCUGAUGCGAUGACGUCACGGGCGGAGCCGAGCAGCUGACGAUGAGCACGCGAGAGGAGCGUUUUGUCCGUCGCUGACGUCACUGGGAGCGGGGCGCCGGCUGUAAUGACGUCAUGAGGCUAAGUCAUGAACAUUCCUGUGACCUGGAUAUUUGCUCUGUUUAAGUGAAUCCCCGCCGACUGUUCGCGAUAUUCCUCGGAAAGGCACGCGCUGGUCGGCGUGACUUAAUUUAUGUGCCUGGUUGCUAGUUUUAUGCUGUUCUUGUGGGCCGUAAGUGUGUGUGAAGCAGCGGACCCCAGGGACCCGCCGGUGACUCUGUGAAUCCGCUCGUAGAAGCAGGGAUGUUUGCGGCGGUGGAGCUCGGGCCCGUCCUCUGCAGCGACUCCAACAUCCUGUGUCUGUCCUGGAAGGGCCGUGUGCCUCGCAGCGAGAAGGAGAAGCCCGUGUGCAGGAGGCGCUGCUAUGAGGAGGGCUGGCUGGCCACAGGGAAUGCCCGGGGGGUCGUGGGGGUCACCUUCACCUCCAGCCACGGCCGCAGAGACCGGCCCCCCCCGCAGCGCACCAACUUCAACCUCCGGGGACACAACAGUGAGGUGGUGCUGGUGCGGUGGAACGAACCCUUCCAGAAGCUGGCGACCUGCGACACCGACGGCGGGAUCUUCGUCUGGAUCCAGUACGAGGGCCGCUGGUCAGUGGAGCUGGUCAAUGACCGAGGAGCUCAGGUGAGCGACUUCACCUGGUCUCACGACGGCAUGCAGGCGCUGAUCUCGUACCGCGACGGCUUCGUGCUGGUGGGCUCGGUGAGCGGUCAGCGCCACUGGUCAUCCGAGAUCAACCUGGAGAGUCAGAUCAGCUGUGGGAUCUGGACCCCCGAUGACCAGCAGGUGUUGUUUGGGACGGCGGACGGUCAGGUGAUCGUCAUGGACUGUCACGGGAGGAUGCUGGCUCAUAUCCUGGUGCACGAGGCCGAGGGCAUCACCAGCAUGUCCUGGAACUAUCCCAGCUUCCUGGUGGAGGACAGCAGCGGGAGCGACACGGACUCGGACGAACACGCACCUCUGCAGGUGCCCCGUCUGAAGCCGCUGUUGACCGUCUGCUUCACGUCUGGAGACGUCAGUCUGAUGAACAACUACGAUGACCUCUCGCCCUCGUUCAUACGCACCGGCCUCAAAGAUGUGGUGGUGCAGUGGUGCUCUCAGGGCGACCUGCUGGCUGUCGCUGGGAUGGAGAGACUCGUGAUGACCUCUGACCCCACCCAAGCCACCCGAAAUGCCAUGGUUAAGUUUUAUAAUGUUUGCGGUGAGCACAUUUACUCACUGGAGACACCUGCUCAGAGGCCGAUCAGUGCGCUGUGCUGGGCUCAUCGGGACUCGCGUCUGUUCCUCGCCAGCGGCUCGGUUCUGUAUGUGCUUCGCGUCGAGCAUCGCGUGGCCAGUCUGCAGCUGCUGUGUCGUCAGGUGAUCGCAGGUGUGGUCCACGAGGAGAAGGACCUGGUCAAACUCAGCAUGCCCUCUCGCCUGAGCACAUACGUGUCUUCUGCCUUCGCUCCCACCAUUAAGCCCCCCAUCCCGGAUCCCAACAGCAUGCGGGACUUCGUUAGUUAUCCGACAUCAGGUAACGAGCGUCUGCACUGCACCAUGAAGCGCACCGAGGACAACCCUGAGGUCGGCGGGCCUUGCUUCACCCUGUACCUGGAGUAUCUGGGGGGGCUUGUCCCGAUUCUGAAAGGCCGUAGGAUUAGCAAACUUCGUCCUGAAUUUGUCAUCAUGGACCCAAAGACUGAUGGGAAAGCAGAUGAAGUCUAUGGAAACAGCUUCAUCCCCUCCGUGAUUGACAGCUGCAAUUGCUCAGACUCUAGUGACAUUGAGCUCAAUGAUGAUUGGGUUGGAAAGAAGUCACCAAAGAUCUCCAGAGGGAGCAAGUCUCCCAAACUUCCCAGAGACUUAGUGUGUCCCUUUACCAACAGGAUAAAUAUAGAUCCCCGUAAGUCCCCCAAGCUCUCCCGCACCGCACAGGAAAUAUCCCGAUCGCCUCGGCUCCCCAUUCGCAAGCCCUCCAUUGGCUCUCCGAGUCUGAUUCGGCGGGAGUUUCCGCUCGAUGACAUCACACAGCACAAUUAUCUUGCGCAAGUUACAUCUAACAUAUGGGGAACAAAGUUCAAAAUUGUGGGACUCGCAGCAUUUUUGCCAACAAAUCUUGGAGCAGUUAUCUACAAGACAAGUCUGCUUCACCUCCAGCCCAGACAGAUGACCAUCUACCUCCCUGAGGUAAGGAAGAUCUCGGUGGAAUACAUUAACUUACCUAUGUUUAGUCCUAAUGUCUUCAGUGAGGACGAGGAUGACCUGCCUGUCACAGGAGCAUCAGGAAUCACUGAUGAUAAUCCUCCUUGCACUGUUAACAUACCCAUCGCCCCCAUACACAGCCCCGCGCAAGCCAUGUCCCCCACCCAAAGCAUCGGCCUUGUCCAAUCCCUGUUAGCCAAUCAAAACGUCCAGUUGGAUGUGUUGUCCAAUCCAACAUCGACUGUGGCACCACCUGGGGCUUCUGACCAAGGACUCCAGGACACUGUGCUCAAUGCACAGUACACCGUUCCUGCCAGGUAUUCUAGUCCCGGACAGGUAAUCUUUGGAGGUUUGGAUGUUGGUCGGCUUUUAGUUGCGCAAUCCCAACAACAGCAGCAGCAAUCACAACAUCAUCAACAGCAACAGCAGCUGCAACAACAUUAUCAGCAGCAGCAGCAGCAUCAACAGCUACAGCAACAGCUGCAACAAUAUCAGAUGCAGCAUCAACAGUUGUUGCAGCAUCAGCACAUGCAGCAGCAGCAGCAGCAACACAUGCAGCAGCAGAUCCAACAGAUGCAGCAGCAACAGCAAAUGCAGCAACAGCUUCAGCAUCAAAUCCAACAGCAGCAUCUGCAAAUGCAACUGCAGCUGCAGCACCAGCAAAUGCAACAACAGUUGCAACAGCAGCAUCAGAUCCAAAUCCCUGUUCCAGCUUUGCCCUCAGGUCAACCAUCAUGCCCAGUCCUUCAGCUUCCGCAGAGUACCAUCCCGGACGUUCCCCCAACAGCAGAGCACAGUACGGAGCGUGGGGAACAUGAGCUCCUGCUUAAAAUUAAAACCACUCGAUCUGCCCCACAACUGGCUGAGGGUGACGCAGUGGUGUUUACUGCCCCUCUUGAGCUUAGCAAAAUGAAUCCUCCCCCUCCUUACCCAGGCACAGUUGGUGCAGCAGUGGCAGUUUUGGCUGCUGCUUCUACGAGUUCCAACUCUGGGGCAAUGGGAAGCAGCUCCAGCCCUUCAUCCUCAGGGGAAGCUUGUCUAAAGAAAGGGGAUCUGACCUUGUAUCCACCUGGUGCACAGGCAGCUCAGUACCCAACCCCACUGGGCUACGAGCGUAUCACCACAUUUGACAGCAGUGGAAAUGUGGAGGAGGUGUGCCGUCCCCGCACGCGACUCGUUUACAACCAGAACGUUUACACGCUGCAGGGCCCGGGAAGCUCUGCCACCCUCAGGGUCUCAUCAUCUUCCUCUGCUGUGGAGGGGAAGAAGGUGCAGUUGCCCUAUGCCUCAGCCACGUUGAACCGUCUCACUGUGCCAAGAUACUCUAUACCCAGCGGGGACCCGCCCCCUUACCCUGAUACAGCCAAUCAGGGUGGAGCGGGGCGGAACCCUGGCCAGAGAUUGGACAGCAGCUUGAUUCACGCUACCUUGAGGCGGAACAGUCGUGACGCUGCUCUGAAGGUUUCUCAGAUGCUGGACCCCCAGAGGACCCUACCCUCGAAGGCAAAAGCCAGUGCUUUGUCUGCUUCCUACCAGCCGAGAGGGCCGACUGCUCUUUAUACAUGCAGUCAGUGCAGUAAUAACGGUGGUGUCAGCGCUGGGGCCACCAGCAGUGGGAGUAACGGAAUAGCUGGGGGGACGAUCAUUAGGCAAGAUUUCCCACCGACCGGAAGUGGUGCACCUCACAGCACCAUUAUAUUGCACUCCAACAGUGCCUCGCCUCUGCCUUCCCAGUCCUCCUACAGCCUGCUCAGUAUGGAUGGAGCCGGUGGAGUGUCUAGUGCAGGUGGAAACAGGGAAAGGGCUGACUAUGUCAACUCUGCCUUUACAGAGGACGAGGCAUUAAAUCAGUCUUUAAGGCAAAUGGCUCUUAAUACGGAGGUAGUGAGUUUAACAGUCAAACGGCCUCCACCGUAUCAAUGGGAUCCGUCUGCUACUGAAGAGAUCUGGGUUCCCCAAGAGCGUACAGCGACUCUGCCCACGUCUGGACCUCCUGCAUCCCACAAACCACCCCCACUCAUCCUCAGCCCUACACAGCAUCUGGACUUUUCCCAUCUUCCGUUUGUCCUCUCGCCUAAAUCUCCAAUGAGUCCUAACGCUCCAACUUUCCAACCGGCAGGAACAUACCAGAUUGCACUGUCCUAUCCACCAAGUGCUGCCUACAAUGGUCCCCCACUUCAGACAGUGCAAGCUUCUCCACAUCCCACUUCUCCCAAAGAGGUGGUUACUCCUCUUCCCUUUUCCCAGCAAGACCAAGCAGUGGUCUUGCCACCUGGUUAUCCUCCCAAUUUGCCCAACCUUGCUUGUUGUCCUCUCCCACCAAUGUACCCUGGGACAGCUUCUUGUUCUAAUCUGCCUGUGACUCCCAUUCCGCUUCAUCCAUGGGGUUCUUAUAAUCCCUGUCCACCCAUGCCAAGCCCCCCAGGUCCUGCCCCAUCCCUUCCACCAAAGACCUCCCACAUGCUGGAUAAGCCUGUUCUUUCUCCUCCCCCUCAACCACCUCCUCUACCUACGCCUCCUCCAGACCUCCAGAGUCCCCCAGAAUCCAUCGCCGAAGCUGGGGAGAACGUUCAAGAGGUACUCUCACUUAACGAAAGCCCAGUUCCUCAAAGAGCAGACAGGUUUGGCAAGAAGAACCGCAAGCGUUUGGACAACAGUCGGGCAGAGGAAGCCAAUGUUUCGGCGAUCUCAGAAGGAGGCAACAAGUCUAAAAAAGAGGGCCGUGCCCUCAGUGACUUCAACUCCCUCAUCUCCAGUCCGAGGUUAGGCAGUCGAGACAAGAAGAAACCGAAAGGCCAGAAAGAGCAGCUGAAAGCCAAAAAGCUAAGCAAGUCCACCACAAACGAGUUCCAGGACAGCUCCGAGAGCGAGCCAGAGCUCUUCAUCAGUGGCGACGAGCUGAUGAACCAGAGUCAGAGCGGUAAAAAGAGCUGGAAAACAAAAAGGAACUUGCGGGCAGGAGGCUGUGAUCUGGAUGAAAUCAAAUGCCGAAAGGCGAAUGAGAAAGAAGACCGUGGCCUCGACAGCCAAGGGUUCGUCUACAUCAUGGCCAACAAACAGCCUCUUUGGAACGAAGCCACGCAGGUCUACCAGCUGGACUUUGGAGGAAGAGUCACGCAGGAAUCAGCAAAGAACUUCCAGAUUGAGCUCGAGGGGAGACAGGUGAUGCAGUUCGGAAGGAUCGACGGGAACGCCUACAUCCUGGACUUUCAGUACCCCUUCUCAGCUGUGCAAGCUUUUGCUGUAGCACUUGCUAAUGUCACCCAGCGCCUCAAGUGACCGAACACUUUAGACAAUUAUACCAUUUCUUUCUUUGCGCUGUUGUUCUUUCAACAUGUUUUUCCCCAGUUUAAGAUGCAGUACUAAUACUUGAAAACUAUAUCUGGGAAGUAAUUGCCACAUUUUCAAAGUGUUAAAGGUACCACUGGGCACUGAAAUCAAUUGCUGUACAACAUACUGUCAUUACUAAUUUGUUUUUGCAUAAGAUACUAAUGUUUGUCACACUUUGAGGACGUAAUAUCUAAACUUACUUCCAGGGACUUUACCCUUGGAGUUUAAUAGCUAGCAUCUGAUUAGAUGCUUUUGGCUUGCAGUCAUAAAAUGUAUUUUAUUAAGAAAUAGACUGAAUAUACAGUACACACGGUAUUUCUGUUAGGAUGGACUUGCUUUGGCAGACUGAAUAAGCUUAACGGUUAAACCAUUGAUGCUGUAUUCAUUAGCACUCUAGAUGUUUUAAUCAAUUCCUCUUGAAUGGUUUUAUGUGUGUUUGUUCAUCCACCCCUUUUUUUUAACCAUCUUGUACAUUCUGACUGUGCAUCUCUUUCCUGCUGUGAAACAGGAAGUGAAGUGCCAAUCAGAACCCCCCCCCCCCCCCAAAAGGAAGUGACUGCCCCCUGCUGACGCUUCUGUGAAGUGAUUUUGUGUAAUGGCUACAAGCCACAUUUAUUCCACCUCAACAUCCGCAAACAGGAGAUAUUUUUCUACCGUGCUUUAACAGUGUCAUUUCAUACCUUUUUAUUUUAACUUUUUAAAUUAUGUAUGUGCGACACACUUUGUUGUCAGUGCUAAGAAUAUUGGUGUUAGAUGAAGCCUCGUAGUACGAAUAGAAACUCAGCAGUAGGUUUGCGAGGAACAGCAAUGAGGAUUACGGUUCUCUAUGAAUAUAGCAACAUACGUAAUGUUUGGUUUUUAUUUUAUUUGACUGAUAUCAAUAAAACAAGCAAGAGAUGCAGCAUGAAUAGACUAGUCCCAGUUCAGAAGAGAGCACAGUUAAAGCUGUUUU
This is a messenger RNA of Carassius carassius (crucian carp), 6738 nucleotides long. RefSeq names its product tubby-related protein 4-like. The record is from RefSeq and is a predicted model, not a curated record. The transcript has 14 exons. Lineage: Eukaryota; Metazoa; Chordata; Actinopteri; Cypriniformes; Cyprinidae. Gene Ontology annotation, molecular function: protein binding. Bases 516 to 5735 code for a protein of 1739 amino acids.